Molecule: messenger RNA, 3963 nt
Organism: Fusarium oxysporum Fo47
Lineage: Eukaryota; Fungi; Ascomycota; Sordariomycetes; Hypocreales; Nectriaceae
Product: ANTH domain-containing protein
Exons: 5
Coding region: 313-3474 (1053 amino acids)
Biological process (GO): actin filament organization; clathrin coat assembly; endocytosis
Cellular component (GO): clathrin-coated vesicle; actin cortical patch
Molecular function (GO): clathrin light chain binding; clathrin-cargo adaptor activity; phosphatidylinositol-3,5-bisphosphate binding
Source: RefSeq, a predicted model, not a curated record
GCAGAGACGAGCCACGCCCAAGAGUCGCCCAAGAUUUGUCAAGGCUGACGACGACCGCGAAUACUCGUUCUACAGCCGCAUUCUCACAAACCUCAGUCCCUCGAUCUCUUUAAUCAUCCUUUCAUUUCCUACGGUUUACUCUCUGCCUAAUCUCCUAAGCUUGCGCGGCGUCGGCUUUGCUGGGAAAUUGUCUCGUGAUUUCCAGGGGCUACUAUAGCAUCGUCGAAGACCUGACCAACUUUCCUUGCGCAAACAUCUUUACCCAUUAUCAAAUAAUAGCGUCGCGGAGCUUGCCCGCCACCAAUUGCAAACAUGGCUGCUGCUGUGCGCGGCACCGAGCAUACCAAAACCGAUCAAGAGCUCGCUAUCAACAUCAAGAAGGCUACAAACGUCGAGGAGAUCUCUCCAAAGCGAAAGCAUGUCCGAGCAUGUAUCGUCUAUACAUGGGACCAUCGGUCCUCCGCCGCCUUCUGGUCCGGCAUCAAGGUCCAACCUAUCCUAGCCGAUGAAGUCCAGACAUUCAAGGCCCUGAUCACGAUCCACAAGGUACUCCAAGAAGGCCACCCCAGUGCUCUCAAGGAGGCAAUGGCAAACCGCGCAUGGAUCGAUAGCUUGAACCGCGGAAUGGGCGGAGGAGAAGGCAUGCGCGGUUAUGCGCCUCUGAUCCGCGAAUACGUUUAUUACCUACUUGCGAAGCUCUCCUUCCACCACCAGCACCCCGAGUUCAACGGAACUUUCGAGUAUGAGGAGUACCUGAGCUUAAAGGCCAUCAACGACCCCAAUGAAGGCUAUGAAACCAUCAGCGAUCUGAUGGUGCUGCAAGAUAAGAUCGAGCAGUUCCAAAAGCUGAUCUUCUCGCACUUCCGAAAUGUAGGAAACAACGAGUGCCGAAUUGCCGCCCUCGUGCCCCUUGUUCAGGAGAGCUACGGAAUUUAUAAGUUCAUCACGAGCAUGCUGCGCGCAAUGCAUUCAACAACCGGAGAUGACGAGGCCCUUGAGCCCCUUCGUGAACGUUACAACGCGCAGCAUUAUCGCUUAGUUAAGUUCUACUACGAAUGCUCAAACCUUCGGUACCUUACCAGUCUCAUCACUAUCCCCAAGCUUCCUCAAGAUCCUCCCAACCUCUUGGCGGAAGAUGACGAUGCACCUGCGCUACCCGCGCGACCGAAGCAGGAGAUUGAGCGAAAGCCGUCUCCCCCGCCCGAGCCCAAGAAUGACGCCCCUGAUGAGAUGAAUGAAUUCUGGAAGAGCGAGUUGGAUCGUCAGAACCGAGAGUACGAAGAGCAGCAGCGCAUCCUUGAGCAGCAACAACAACAAGCUCUCCUGGCCCAGCAGCAGGCACAACUUCAGGCUCAACGUGAGUUUGAGCAGCAACAACAGCAACUGAUGGAGCAGCAACAGCGAGAGCAGGAGGCGCUCAUGGCGCAACAAGCGCAAUGGCAAACUCAGGGACGCCUGGCCGAGCUGGAGCGUGAAAACCUGAAUGCGCGCGCUCAGUAUGAGCGUGAUCAACUGAUGCUCCAACAGUACGACCAACGAGUCAAGGCUCUCGAGGGUGAGCUGUCGCACAUUCAGAACAGCCUUGGCCAGCAAAUGAACAGCAAGGAUGAUCAGAUUCGGGCCCUUCAGGAGCAGGUCAACACAUGGAGGACGAAAUAUGAGGCACUGGCCAAGCUCUACUCUCAGCUGCGACACGAGCAUCUCGAUCUGCUUCAGAAGUUCAAAGCCGUUCAACUCAAGGCGGCCAGCGCCCAGGAGGCUAUCGAUCGACGUGAGAAGCUCGAGCGUGAGAUCAAGACCAAGAACCUCGAGUUGGCCGACAUGAUCCGUGAGCGUGACCGCGCCCUUCACGACAAGGACCGCGCGACUGGCAGCAGCAAGGAUGAGGUUGAGAAGCUCAAGCGCGAACUUCGCCUGGCCCAAGACAAGGCCGAUAACCUCGAGCGUAGCAAGGGCAACGAGCUUUCGACAAUGCUUGCCAAGUACAACCGUGAGAUGGCGGAUCUGGAGGAGGCACUGCGCAACAAGACAAGACAACUGGAGGAUGCUCAGAUGAACCUCCGCGACGGCAGCUCUGACCUCGAGCAGCUCCUCCGUGACAAGGAGGAGGAGCUUGAGGUGUACAAGGCGGGCAUGGAUCAGACUCUCAUCGAGCUCAACGAGCUCAAGAUGAACCAGGGUGACACCGACCAUGCUUUGGAUGGCCAGAUCGAUGCCCUCAUCAUGUCCAACCUUGACAAGAUCAACGACAUUAUCGACUCUGUUCUCCAGGCUGGUGUUGCGCGUGUGGAUGAUGCGCUGUACGAGUUGGAUUCCAGCAUGCAGGCUGGUAACCAGAAUGCGUCUCCCUCUUAUGUACUGUCACAGAUCGAGAAGGCCUCAGCUAGUGCUAUGGAAUUUGCUACAUCAUUCAACAACUUCAUCGCAGAUGGACCAAAUGCGACACAUGCCGACCUUAUCAAGGCCAUCAACGUCUUCUCUGGUGCCAUUGCCGAUGUCUGUAGCAACACCAAGGGUCUUACCCGUCUAGCUACAGAUGAUAAGAAGACCGAUGCUCUCAUGAACGGAACCCGCCAGCCCGCUAUCUCAGCUGUACAGUUCCUCCGAGGUCUUCAGAGCUUCCGACUUGAGGGCAUGGAUCCCUUGCAGAAGACAGACGUGGUCAUCAACAGCAACAACGACGUUCAGAUGAACUUGCAGAAGCUCAACAAGCUUGUUGAGUCGUUUGCUCCUGGCUUUGGCAAGCUCGCCAACAAGAAAGGAGACUUGGGUGACCUCGUCGACCAGGAGCUCAGUAAAGCUGCAGAUGCAAUUGCGGCAGCCGCUGCACGACUGGCCAAGCUCAAGAACAAGCCCCGUGAUGGCUACUCAACCUAUGAGCUCAAGGUGAACGACUCGAUCCUGGAUGCGGCGACGGCGAUCACCAACGCCAUUACGCAACUGAUUCAAGCGGCGACAGUGACACAGCAGGAGAUCGUACAGGCAGGUCGUGGAUCGACGUCGCGAACAGCGUUCUACAAGAAGAACAACCGAUGGACUGAGGGACUGAUCUCUGCCGCCAAGGCUGUGGCGUCGUCGACUAACACUCUGAUUGAGACAGCAGAUGGAGUCAUCUCUGGGCGCAACAGUCCAGAACAACUCAUCGUGGCCUCGAACGAUGUGGCGGCGUCGACUGCCCAGCUUGUGGCUGCCAGCAGAGUUAAGGCAGGGUUCAUGUCCAAGAGCCAAGAAAAGCUCGAGCAGGCCAGUAAGGCGGUGGGUGCGGCAUGUCGAGCACUGGUACGCCAGGUGCAGAGCUUGAUCAAGGAGCGUAGCCAAGAGGAGGACCAGGUGGACUACUCCAAGCUCGGAGCGCACGAGUUCAAGGUGCGGGAGAUGGAACAGCAAGUCGAGAUCCUCCAAUUGGAGAAUGCCUUGGCGUCGGCUCGGCAUCGUUUGGGCGAGAUGCGGAAGAUCUCAUACCAAGAAGAGUAAAGGCGCAGAUUUGGGUCUGCUGAAGGCAUUCGCAGCCUCAGCCUCAAUUAUCGACACCCGACCAAUGAUAGCUCAGGAGUGAGACUGCACAACCAAAGGACACACACACACCAACCCCAGAACCCCCUUUGGAUAGUAAGGUAUUAGAGUUGAUGGGGAUGGCUUGCACUUGCGUAGCCUUGGUCGAUUUUCGUAUGGCACGCGGAGGAGAAGAAAGUCUGGGCAUUUGAGCAUGGACGAUUACACUCCCAUUUCUUACAUUUCAUUUCGCGACGCGAGCAAAGACGCGAGAUAUAGACGGACUACCCGUAACCGUCACCGGUCCGUACAGUACCGGAGGAUUUCAUGAAGAACGAAAGCCGUGGUCCCUGUCGAUGGAACCACGUUUUAGUCCACCUUAGUGUCUGUUGGGCCGGCGAUGCGGAUAGUGUUUCUUGUGUUACUAGUUAGAAACAGGCGUAGCUUAGCGAAAUAUGUUCACUUUCCGAA